AUGCCUUUAAAACACUACACAGGAUCGUGGUAUCCGGAAGGAUUUUUCGGCUCAUCGUUCGAUGCUCUACGCCGUGAAACCAAUAUUCAGUUCCGUACUGAAGCCAAACCAAAUCCACCGUACCUUUUCCUAAGGCGAUUAGCUGAACCAACGCAUAAACACGUUUUCUCCGAACAUGAUAACCGGCGCUUGUUGGAAAAAGAUGGCAGUCAUUUGGACCGGACUGCCGGACGUCGACGUCGAUCGAACCGACCGUCCAGUGCGGCCACCACCUUUCGCUCCUUUCGAUGGACCAAAGAUGAGGAUGGUGAACAGGCCAGUCUGACCACAUACCAGGUAGUGUACAAUAAUACAGGUGCCGUGGAUAUGAACAAACGGAUCUCUGAAUUCCUUCCCAACCUUGGGCUAACUGCUGGAUCCUUGAAAUCCUCGUAUCGUGAAAGUUACCAAGCUCCAGAAGCAUCGAAAGCAACGGAGAACAAUCAGCCGAAACUACAGACGUCAUCAAAUUCGGCAUCCCGGCGUAUUCGUCCUCAAACCAGUCAACCCAGACUCACCGUGGCCGACUGCUUGAUUUGGAAACCGUUCAGCCCACCCGAAAAGAAACAAAUUGAGCUAUCAGGUGGUCACGUAACAGUCGGAUGA
Messenger RNA from Echinostoma caproni, 645 nucleotides. Lineage: Eukaryota; Metazoa; Platyhelminthes; Trematoda; Plagiorchiida; Echinostomatidae. The record is from the annotation of a GenBank genome assembly.